AUGUACCAAUUUGGCACACGGAUGGCUCGGACUUUACCCAACUUGGAAUGCCGCAAGUGCAGCGCUAGGAAGGAUCCGUCUGCUGUCGCCCAUCCGAACCACAACUCCCAGCUCAUCGCGUGAGAUUUCAACGUACCACCUAUAUUAUGGUGAAAAUGCCAUUGAUUGGCAGUGAGCAUGGGUUUCCUAGUGUAGUCUUCGAUUUGUUUGUCGCCUAAUAUUUUCCAGCAGUAUGCCCGAGUCGGGAGUUUAUUGACUUUGCAGUGCGACAGUGCGAACUGUUUAAAAGAAGACGAAGGCACGAUCACUGGGACGGUAAAUUUAUUGGCCUUAGCUUUCGAACUCGAACAUGAGUUCAUCAUCAGAGACUGCUAGGGUGCAGCAACGUGGGAACAUUUAUAUCGUUGUGCCGUUGGGGGGGGGGACUACGCCCGUGGCUAGGUCUGGUUUGUGCUGCAUGGCCCACAAUGGUCCCUCGGCGUGGUUACGGCGUUUGUUCUUCGCGGCGACGUGAGCUGCGUCACCUGGUGGCGUGGGCGGAAGCGUGAUAACACGCAGGCAAAUCAGUGCGUCUAUUGAUAGAGUUGGUUUCCCACACCCACGCCUCUAACAGUUCUCGCUCCGUCUUUCAGCUGGCUCGCGCCAAUAUCCGCGUGUUGGCGAAGUCGGACUCCUGGCCUUCCCCCAGCGUGUGAGUGACGACUUGAGAUAGUGAGUCGCCUCUCCGAACGGCCUGUUUGUGCUGAAGUAUUUGUCAGCUGAGACGUCGUUCUGUUUAGCCUGUGUAGUGGCAAGAUCAGUUAUGGCACGGAAGUUGAUAGACUACGCCCGACUGCUCGCCUGCGUCCAGCCGAUGCUUCAUUUUCAUGAUUCUGCUUCGCAUGGUGGCGGCCGGGUGAUGAGCGAUGCCCACGCCUAACUCUGACGCAGUGCGUUCUGUAGCCUCGGACACAUUCUUUAUGUACGGUAGGGACUGCCAAAUUGUUGGUGUCUGUCUUCCGUUUGUCCGUCGUGGGUGCGUGCGUAUGCAGCGGCUGACGAAACUAUUUGGGUAGCCGUUCUCUGUUUAUUGCUCCUGGAGAUGCCGUAAUUUUUGCAUCCUUCCUUCGGGUUUGCUACAAUGCGUUUUUACCAGGUCGAAAAGCGCUCUCGCACAGCCCCGUUUGAGCACCAAUAGGUUUUUGCUAUGAUAGUUGAGGGCUUGGGUUGUAUUGGUCGCCUUUUUGUACACUGUAAUGCUGAGCUCACCGUCAGGUGUGCGCGUGACGAGCACGUCCUGGAAGGGUAGUUUCUCGUCUUCUCUUGUAAGCUGAAUGUCGGAGAAGAUGCUGUUGAGCAAGUCUUGAAAACCCGAUUGCCUGUCCUUUUCAAUAAAUGUUCACAGGUUGGUGCACUCUAGCAAUCUCUGAUGAUAAAUUCCAUUUCGAGUUCGAAAGUUAGGGCCAAUAAAUCUACGGUCCUAGUGAACCUGCCUUCGUCUUCUUUUGAACAAGAACCUGGGCUGCGCAUAUUCCCCUUCAUUAGUGUGAACGGUCUUUAUCUCACUUGAACAGAAAUUAAGCUGGACGAAUCAAUUUGCGCCAAGAAGUUCUCUUCGUAGUACUUUAAUUUUUUAUACGUAAUUGCAUUUCUCAAGAUAGCAACUGCAUUCAAUAUCAAAUUUUUGCAUUUGCUUUAUUGAUGUGCCCUUUGUAAACUUCUAUGCCCACCCUUAAUCCAUUUAAAGAUGUGGAAUUUUAAGGGCGAGGUUAACCUGUCUAUUUCUGUUUUCUUUAGAAAGCAUUUUUUGAAUUCUUAGAUGGAAUUUUCCUUUGAUUAUUACCCUAGUCUAUAUUUAUUCUCGAGAAUGUAGCCUGAGGAGCACUAUGCCCUUAUGAAAGUCAGGACCCCUAGUGACAUGCUAAUAACUUACCUGUCAGUUUUGCUGAAGUCCUUUCACUGAUGUCUGGCCUAGAAACAACCAUCGGCUGGCAAAAAAUAUUUGGACAGAGUCCCAUCCAUCAAGCAGGCUGUCCAGGAUUGAUGGCUUCUUGGAGGGCUGAAUGUUGAAAAAAGAAGGCGCGAAAAACUUUCGAAAGAAACGGGAAAUAGUCAAUUUAAAUAGGCUUGGGGUAAGAUAUUAUACGCACAGCCACUUAUGGAAUUGACUACUUUUUUCAAUGUUGUUUUGAAAUAUUAUGUACAUGCGUAAGGACAGCAAAUAAGCCAGAAAUCGCAAUUCCUGUGUUUCUGUCUCUGUCGACAACUACCCUUCAAUAAACAGUGCGUGGCCUAUCUCAUGAAAUGUUGGCUGAAAUUCUGAAAUGCGUUUUCGAUUAGGAAGGAUUACUUGGUCGCGGUUGAAAUACUGACCAUCUUGCGGCAUACUCUUAUAACAUUUCGGACUCGGCAGGAUGACGGUCUUCAAUGCACUUCUUUACAAUCUCCUGUAGAAAGUGUACUCGGUAAAAAAUGACAACUUAAUUAGCAUGCAUUUUUCCUAUUGAUUUUCGAUGGUCUUGCAAAUUCAAAGAUAUUUUAUAGAACCCAUAAAUAAAAAUAUGCAUUCUUUUAGUCAAUCAAUAGAGAAUCACCUCUUCUUGAUAUAUUAUACUUAAGAAAGGAGUAUAAUUAGGUUUUAAAAAAGUUUUCUAUUUGCCGAAAAAUUUGGAGCCUGAUCAUUCGUCGCAUUAGCGCUUAGUGAUUACACUCUACAAGGUGCAUGCGUUCCGCGUAAAGAAAAUUCCAUAUUUUUCCAUGUCAUUAAAGAGAUAUUAUACAGGGUCCAUAAAAUUUUGUAAUGGAUGCGGACCAUGUUGUACAUUUCAUCAGGAGCAGUGGUAAACGGCUAAGUACGAUGCUAUGUGAAUGGGCAUAUCGCGGUUUUAAAAAGUCUCAUAAUUGAAACUUUUUUAAAACCUAAUUAUGCUCCUUUCGUAAGUAUAAAUUAUAAAUAAGACGUGAUUUUCUAUUGAUUGACUAAAAGAAUGCAUAUUUUUGUGUGUGGUUUCUAUAAUAUAUAUUUGAAUUUCCAAGACCAUCGAAAAUCAAUGGCAAAAAUGCGUGCAACUUAUGUAAUCAUUUUUUACCGAGCACACAUUCUACAGGAGAUUGAAAAGAAGUCGUUUUAAAAGCCGACAUCCUGCCGAGUCUAAAAUGUUAUAAGAGUAUGCUUUAUGAUAAUCAGUAUCACAACCGCGACCAAGUAAUCCUUCCAAAUUGGAAACGCAUUUCAGAAUUUCAACCAACAUUUCAUGAGAUAGGUCACGUACUGUAUGUGCAUACAUAUGUUGAAUAACUGAGGCAGUGUGCAUUACAAAAUGUAAUGAUGGAGGGAGAAGGUUAGGGAAAAAAUAUCGGGUUUUUCAUAUUGAUUUAUCUAACGUCGUCCCGCGAACAAAGGCUAAUUGCUAAUCCGGUCUUCCUCGUCUUUGUCGGUGUCACUUUAUCUACCUAUAAGACAAGUCGCUGUGCGACUGCCCAGAAUGGUUCCAGUUUUAGAACCACGGCCAAAUAAAAAUUACACGUUCCGUAACCUGAUUAAUAAAUUUAUCGCAAAUUUUCGACUUUGGUCCCCUAAGUUGUCCUCGGCCGUGAAGUAAGUGUGCAAAACAGUUAACAGUUAAACAUACCUAAUAAUCGAUUUUACCCUGUAACUCCUGCUGGCGUAACGUUCUCAUUAGCCAAUGCCUUUUCCACCCUUCCUUGAGAUUGUUAUACACAGCAUUCGCUACCCUUUUUAUAUGAGCAGAUACCUGCGAUGCGAGUCCUGUGCCAUGCGAAUUCGUGUCAAGUUUCCAGCGUAUGCAUGGCAGCUUGGGACAAGUGGUCACGCCUUUUUACGGCCAACUGAUGUUCGUGUAUUCGUGUAGAGGCCGAUUUCCCAGUUUGACCGUAGUAAAUCGUAUUAGAGGUGUUGCAUGAUAUCUCAUAGACGACUCCCCUUUUCUUAAAAUAGCCAACCCUAUCCUUAGGGUGUACAAGCUGGUUACGAGGUGUAGUCGUCGGCCUGCGUGCCAAAUGUAUUUGGUGCCUCUUAAGAUGUCUUUCAACUAGUUCGGACACAUUCUUAAUUUUCGGAAGUGUUCGCCAAAUUUUCGGUUUGGGCGCCUGAUCGAAACAAUCUUGUAUGUUGUCUUUUUCCUUUUUUUAUUUCCUAUCGUCUCAUGAAUCGGUGUACAAAAUAUUUAAGAUACCCAUUCUGGAAAACAGUUUGAACAGGUAAUCCAGUUCUGUUUGAUAGGUUUCGUUAUCAAAGCAGUGAGUUCUUGCUAAAUUUAGGCUAUUCACGGCACUCCGUUUGUGAGAGAUCAGGUGAUUGUUCUCCCGUUGUAAAAGAAUUUUGGCGUAUGUUUCUUUGCGGUAAACCGAAUUUUGAAAUGUCCUAUCAGGCUUUCUCUGUACGAGAACAUCAAGAAACGGGAGUUUGUUGUCAGCCUCUUUCUCGAGCGCGAAUCUGAUUCCUGGAAGUAUUGAGUUAAUAAUGCUGUGAAGUAUUUCCAGUUGAAUACUUUUAACAAUGAAAAACGUGUCAUCAACAUAACGUACGCAUUUUCGUGGUUCAAUAAUGGCAAGGCGAUAGCCUCUAAUUCCUUCAUGGUGACUUUUGCAAGAAAACCAGAGAUGGGUGAUCCCAUAGGGGUUCCCUUCAACUGUGGGGUAGUACUUCUGUGCAAAUGAAAAGUUCGUUUCCAAACAAAGAUUUAAGAGUUCUAACGAAGCAGGUGUAGGAAUAUCCAUGUCGUCAUACUGGAGACGUUACUCUGUACAUUGUCUUGUUAAAUUGAAUGGUAUGGAGGUGAACAGAGAAGGAUACCAUUAUUUCAUUUGCUGCGAUUCUCAGUCCUUGUAAUUCGUCCAGAAACUCUAUUGAAUUAUUGACUGAUGUUUCGCAAUCCUUUGUCAACGGAUACAGUUUGUGAAAUAAUCAUUUAUAAAUCUUUUAAUUAGAUGCUCCGAUUAACUAUACUAUCGGUCGUAGUAGUACCUCAGGUUUGUGACCCUUAUUUAGUCAAUAGAUCUAAGCAUUGUUUGGUUCAGUUUGUCGUAAGGAUUUGACAAUAUCUCCUGUUAUUUGCUACAUUCCUCUAAAAAAAUAAUGGUCUAGGAGUAAAAAAUUCUUUACAAAAAUGACGGUAGACUUGACAUCAUCUGCCCUUAUCCGCUCCGGACAUUGUUCGUGCCUAGACUCGAGUAGCGUGAAGAAAAAUUUCGAAAGCGAAAUUUCGCAACAAACCUUGCCUAAAGCAGUCAGACGCAUUCAUGUUUUGGCCAAGACGAGAAAGCAGCUUCAAUUGUUAACAGAAACGGAAGACCGUUGAUAAGUGCGCCGUUGCAUAAUUAAAACCAAAAAUGGAGUUGAGAAAGAUUAGCUUACUGAGAACGAGAUGCUUCUUCCCUUCAAUGUAAUAAUCUUUUGCGUCCCUAUUAGUAGCAGUUUUGCCUGCACUGAAUUAAUUAUAUCAGACUAGGAAUUUCGUUUACUGGCGGGCAAACGACGGUUCAAACUGCCUGUCCAAGUGCCUAGUUUAUGACCAAAACAGAAGGGUCAUUUUGGAGAGCAGGCGAAGAGAAAAGAACAGGGAACCGGGACGCGCAGACAUGCAUUCAGGUAUUUGAGCUUUGACCACGGUAGACGCGGAGCUUGCAAGAGGCUCUUUUACGCGCGCAGGAAUGGCCUCCAUAUCCUGAUGGCAGUCGCUUCUGCUGUUGCUAGUAAGUGCUGACCCAGCCGCUUGGGGUAGUUAGAUGGCUCCUUGUCAAUCGAUGUCCACACGAUGCCCAGAAUCAACCGUGUGUGCAAGGAUGGAGCUGUGUAUACUUUUAACAUCACCCUUCCUCAGCCAUGCCGGCAAGCGUUCUCGUACUCUUGUAGAUAGGCGUCGACCCAUACGACCUAGGAUUUAACGCAACCCCCCCCCCCCACGUAAAAUUAAGGCGUACAUGGUUCCUACUCACUUCCAUUUAGGAUACUCGUCUGCAUUCGGCCUAUCGGUCUCAAACAGAAUAUCUGUAAUAGUCCCUUUGCCACAUUCCUUUUUUUAACCCGGAAAAUAAAACGUUUAAAGGAACGGUCAUCUUAGUUAAUUAGUUAUUGCAGUUUAUAUCAUAAAGUCGUAGAAAAAGUCCUAGUACCUCCGUAUGUUAACAUCAUUGGGUUUUACUUAGACUGGUAUGAACAAUACUUAAUCAUAAUGACGUACGGACAAAGUUCAGCUCUUGAGCGAUUCAAUGGGAAGGACAGAGUUGUGGAAUGUGCGCUUUAAGAUGAUUUGAAAUUAUUAAUGAAGUUGGUUCUGUUUGCUACCGCUCCCGCAGACAUUAUAAGCGGUCAUUAAAGGGAACACGGAAGUGGCGUUGUGAGUUGUCGUGUUACAGGCGGUAAGUUCAUAGCGAGGAAAUCUGUUAAGCACCUUUUGAAGGUUGCCAGUGACCUGCACACACACCACUUGUCGAUUUCACAAAAAAAUUUCUCAACUCAAACGAAAGCAGAUUGAAUUAAGUCAUCGCGUUCUCAAGCUUCUGUCUAAGCAGACGGUGGUACGACGUGCCGGUUUUGCCAUAAGUGCGGAUGAGGAGGCCCUCCGUAACGCUUUGGAGCAUAUCUGGACUGAGCUCACUUCCCCUCGCGGACUGCGGGCUCGCAUCCAACAACUCCUGCCAACCCUGCGCUCCAGUAAUGCACUGGACUCCAAACUUCCGACUUGCACCUCUACCUCAGCUGUAGAUGCUGGGGACAAGAAAUCCGUGUCUGACGUGUCCUCGUUAAUGACAGCGGCCUGGUGGCAGCAGCCAGAGAUCGUGGAGGACCUCAAAGAGGUGGGUCCUUUGUUUUUUCUCUAGUCACCAGAAUCACUAUCCCUCAUAUGCUGGGAUUGGACUCGAGCGGCUGAUGCAAUGAGCCUGCGCCAGUGCGUGCCCCCUCCACCCCACGUGUACCACUUGUCAUGGGAUACGCGUAACCUGCCCUAACCUCUUCCCCGUGUUGGCCUAACGCAUUUACCGCGUUGCCCGUUGUGGGGGCACAACAGCCCGCCCAAGGGUUUCACGCGACCUUGUUCCCAUAGCGUAUACCAGGCCUAUCUCACAUGCGUGGGAGCGCCAUAAGCGAGUCAUUAAGCCUGACUCUCAGCCCUCCUGUUAGUGACUCCACUCACAUACGCAGUCUUGACCACAGAAACCGAGUUAUCCGGCCAGUUAGCACCCUUCUAAGCCACGACUUCUAGCACUUCCUGGUAGAUCCAAGCGCGCCAGACUUAUUAUGGUGAGAACAAAAUUACACACGUGGCAUAUCACAAAAUGUCGUGAAUUUCGCUGGAAAGAUCCUGCAACGCAAAAUUCGUCCAUACCACGUCCCCCAAAGUUUUACAGCAAUAAAGAAACGACUGUCCUUCAAAAGAAGGCAGUUGAGUUUAUAAGUUAUCCACUAACUUAAAAAUAAAUCCUUUUUACAGAAAAUCAGUAUUUUAGAGAAGGGCUAUAUUACAUGUCGCUUUAUUAAGGCUAAGUGGGGUGGGUUCACGUAAUGGUCGUGGUGGUCGCUCACUUGCUUGCAGGUGAGACUGCGCCUAGCGUCCACUUGCUGGCACUCAACUCUCACCUGUGGCUCCACGUAGCUGGGCUCUGCUCAGCGGCCACACCCCGGGCAACCGUCUCGACCGGCGGGCUAAACCAGGUGAGGGGGCCCUGUGCGCUGUGCCGUGUGCACAGGGUUUGCGGAUUCCGCUGGAUGGAAGGUCGGAUGGAACCUUGCGUCGGCACCGUCGUGACGUGGUUCGUCUCUGCACGUCGCUCGACAGCCGGUGACGGGAUGGAUCUCCACAUCGACACCGCCUUGACGCGCCCACCUUCGCCGACGGAAACCGCGGCUUACGGCGAAUUCGAGUCGCUCUCCACUACAACCCGAAGUCGUGGUCCCAUAGUGGAGUUCGGCCGUGCCACACCGGCACAUGGCAGCCCUAUUCAGGGAUGGCACUGCCAGCCCCCACGAGGGGAAGGGCCUAGAAAAGGUGGCCUAAACAUUGCUGGGUACCACGCCGUCUCCAGGCUAGCCAGGGCCGCAGACGUCUAAACAUGGUCGAAACAAUGAAAAUCGAAAAAACAACAAUACCAAUAACAACAACAACAACAACCAUACUCAUUCUCCUCAUCCUACCUCUUCUUCCUCUACCUCCGUCUAUUCUUCUGCCUAUUCUUCUCCUUCGUCAUCUUCUCCAUCUCCUUCCCGUCGCCCCACUCGUUGUCACCAGACUGGCAGGGUGAGCGCGCUCACUCUGGCAGCCUGGAAUGUUCGUUCCCUUUUAGACAAUCCGAGGAGCAACCGACCGGAGCGGAGGACGGCGCUAGUGGCACGAGAACUGGCGCGCUACAAGGUGGACAUCGCCGCACUCAGCGAGACCCGUUUCUCCGAACAAGGCCAACUGGAGGAGGUAGGUGCCGGCUACACCUUCUUCUGGAGCGGUCGACCCAGGGCAGAGCGACGAGACGCGGGCGUCGCCUUCGCCAUUCGGAACGACAUCGUGGGACGACUGCCCUGUUUGCCGCAGGGCAUCAACGAUCGCCUGAUGAGCCUCCGCCUGCCUCUCUGGGGAGGCAAAUUCGCCACCAUCAUCAGCGCCUACGCUCCGACGAUGACCAACCCCGACGCCGUCAGAGACAAAUUCUACGAGGACCUGCACGCCCUCUUGGCGACUGUGUCGAAGGCGGACAAGNGGAGGAGAGAGUGUAGGUAGAUGCUACGCAAGUCUACCGGCACUAUAAACCCCUGCGUAAGUCACCGUCCCUGCUCCCAUUGCUGCUGCAACUGUGGGGCACACGGUGGACAUCAUCGAAACCGAUGGUCGAACUGUCAAGUUCAUAGCGAGGCUGUAUACACUUCACUCAAUCCCGAGUCAGUAUUGAUCAUUUUUGCAUGAUACAGGGCUCCCCAAACUGCCGCCGAGCACCACCUUCGGAUUUCCCCUUUGACUCGGAGCCCCCAAACAUACCCCGUCUUCUGUGUAGAUGGGCGGCAGGGAAACUUAGAGCUCCACUGGAUGAUGAAAACACUUACAUACAAAUGAAGAAGCAUAAACUCGUGGAACGCAGGAUAUUGUUCAAGCAUCUGGAGGUACAGGGCUCAGUGCUUAAUUAAUAAGUAGUAAUCAUGCUUCAAGACUCAUCAAACUCUGACUGAAACCUUCUCAUAUGCGCUCGCCUAGAAAACUUUACUUAAUUCCAAUUAGAGAAAUGACUGGCACUUGAUGCAAUCUCAUGUGAAUUUGCAGAAAUUAACAUGUCACUGAUCUACUGGUGAAUACUGCUGUUUUCACUUUUCACACUUGUACACGUCUUUCUUACAUCCAAGAAUUGAUUCGUACAAAUGUCCUCUACUGUACAUGUGUCGUGGAGAUUAGCGUCUUUCUCAAGUUUUGCGCCUUAAGAAUGCGGGUAAUUUUUCCGUAAAGUUUGAAUUGUCUGCAUAAGUAUGCGAGCAGUAAAUAUCUAUUAGUCGGCUGAAGCUUGUCACAGCGUGAUCCAUAGAUAUUUCUGAACAUUAGAAAUCACUUUAAUACUAACUCCGGCUUGCUAUUGGCGGCAACGAACGUUGCGCCAUGGGACACAAACAAAAUAUAAUAUGUAGACAGGUCAUUGGAAGUGCAAGGGGCCUGUUGCAAACGGCUGUUUCACGGCCGUUAGCAAUCGUCAGUACGCCAUGGGACUUGUGAAGUGAGGUGCACACAUGCAUAUACAUUACGUGAUCUUACUCGCAGAACCUGAUUACAAAACAUAUAAAAGAAUUUUCGGACAUCUAAGGAUUUAUGCAUUUUGCGCGUUCGUCGAGCCUCUUCAAAUAGAUGUCCUUUUCCUCAGCGGAAAUUGGAUCCACGUUAUUUUAUCAGGCAAUAUUUCCAUAAAUUUGAGCAAAAAUGGACGUUGUGAUAUAUUUGGGCAACGUUUUCAUACCAAUAUAUGUCUUAGACUUCGGUUACACAUUUGAAUGUGUUUCCUUCGAGAGGAGUGUAAUUGAUUCUCGAGCGGUUUACCAAACAGAUCUCGCCGCACCUGAAAAUUGAUCUUCUGACCUUAAAAAUCAGUUUGGAAACGGAGGUUUUCUUUAGAGAACCGGACGUUUUAUUAUUCUUCAGGAGUCUGAUUAGCAGAGCUGUGCGAUUUGGGAGCCCAAAAGAGUGGUAAGAGCGCACACAAGCAAUCCUUCGUUUAAAUGAGUCUAAAACGUACUACCAUUUUCGAAAUUUCUAUGUUUUGUCAUCAAAGUGACCAAUACUGAAUAGUCAUUUUCAGUUUUGAACAUACGAAACAUUACUUUCCGUGCGGUUUGGCUUUUGCGCAUACGUAACUUAAAAAUAAAAUGAGUAAGACCUUGACAGAUUUAGCAAACUUUCAGCGAUUAUAUGGCCACUCUGAAAUGCAUUCAUAAAGAUAGAACGCAGUCCGCAUGUGAGUAAAGAUGCCGAAAAUCGAAGCAAUAUGAAGAGACAAGCAUGUUUUCAGGUUUACGGUAGAAAAAAUAACAGUAUUGUUUAAGAAAGUGAAAGAAACGGAGUUUGUGCUUCACCUAAUGAAAAUGUAAAAUACACAGACAUCCGCCAACGCAAUGCAGUAUCAAAGCACUCCUAAACACGGCGACCUAUUGGAGAAGGAUAUUUGUUGCUAAUCUUUGUUGUGGAUGUUAAUUUUUUCGAUGAUGAGGUUUCCUGUUUGGAUACGUCUUCAAAUAUAACCCACAUGACCUUUUACAUGAAAACGAACGCCCAAGCGGUCACUACUUGGGUAAAUGCUCUUAAUAUAGAAACUGUCUCUACGGGCAGUCGUAUGAAAACACUGAAAAUCGCGAUAUUUUAGGGCCGAUCCGCAAGUCAGUGCUAUCCAGAACAAACGAAAAGCACAAAGCAAUUUUGCGGAGGAAAUCUCCUCUUUGUAAAAACUGGUAUGUUUACGAUUACAUCUGUCAAUUCUAUUUUAAGUUAUUAUUCGCCUAUCGGCCUGACAGCAUGAUACUUUAUUAAGACUUUCGUUUCUGUAACGUCCUAGCGGCGAGCAAAAGCCUUUUUACCUUACUGAACUGCAUCUCAGUCAAUUCAAAAGCGUAGAGAAUUCGACGAAUCCUCGGUAAACCGUUUUGUAAUUUUUACUCGUAAUGUAGGCUGUUGGCAAACCGCCAUACCUGAAAUUCCACUAAUUUCUUAAGGAAAUUUAAAUGCAACCUUCACUAUAUGGCUAUUUAUAGCGGUUACUAUAUCUGUGCUUUCAUAUUUCCGCAAUUAAUUGCAUAGACAGACAUUCUGCACAUCUAAAGUGAAUUUUACUUAAUGAAAACUAUUUCUGAAGUUUUCGGGAUAUUGAGCUUUUCUAAAAAAACUGGCAUUCCUAAACAACGCGACAUUGCCUUUAAUAUUUCUUUUAUGUUUUUAAUUCUUUUAAAGUCGUUCGCCAUUAAGACGGAUAACGGGUCCAAACAGUGGUGCCAGUUUGCGGAUAAUUGACAAUCAUUUGUGGAUCUCGACGCCUUUCAUCAUUUAGAUCCCCAACAGUACACUGGCGUCGCGCUGGGGCCUUAAAGCCUCAACGCCUGACACACUUGGUUGAAACGACAACUUGGUGCAACUACUUGCUGAUCUGACUAUACGCUCACUAGCCUCAGUACAUGUUGAGUUAGCACGACAUACCAUACGUGACAACAUAGGUACUAGUCAUUAUCCUUGCUGUCAAAUGUGGCAUGCACUACUGGCUGCAUGUUAGUAGUUUAUGGCUAUUGCGCGGUUAUUCCGCAGUGGCUGGUGGACCUGAGCCCACAUUUUCACAUCAAGAUUCAGUCUGAGCCUAUCAGUCUCAAACGCAUUAACUUUCUUCAAGUUAGCGACUACGUUUAGAUGAGAUUAAAAAGCUACAGCCUUUGUAUAGCUUUCUCAAACUAACCUGGCUUCCAUGACUAACGAUUAGAGGCCGAAAUCCUCGCGAAGGGUGCCACCAUCGUGAGCCGAAAGCUGCUCAAGUCAUGGCUCUCAGGCCCGCAGUCCAUCGACAAGCUCGAUGACCUCCCGUUACGGCAUUCAUUGCUGAGAUUUUCCCUGGGUGAAGGAUCGGCCACGUGGGGGGGGGGAAGGCGGGCGAGCAAUAAUCUCAGUGACAGUGAGCCAAUUUGCCGAGCAAUUUUCACGCCUGCAUCCAAAACGGAUGAUGAAAUCGCGGCCAUUAAUGACUCGGACGCGGACUGACAUGCCAUCAUCGCAUCAAUUACGACCCCAGCGGCGAUUGUGAGAGCUGUUAAUUACACUGAGCAUAAGGUCCCACGGCAGCUACGUGCUAUAAAUACUGCACUUCCUGUGCCACCAUUACCCAUAUCUGCGAUUGUUUCUGACGAUGGGUUCGAGUGAGAAUCCGAAACGUCAGACAAAUAAAUUCCUUGUUCCAAUGGUUGCAUCUUCGUCUUCUAAACUGCUUCCUGGAACUCGCUUGUUUGCUUAUAUUUGGGAACUUUAAUCUUCUUGACCAUCGAAACUUAUUGAGAAAGAACCAGCUCCUGACUGGCACGCGCAUGCGGGCUGUUAAGCAUUGACAGCCAACGGACCAAAGUUGUUUUGGUUUUGGACAAGUGCGGCAGAUGGGCAGCAGCUGAUGUCGCCGAUGCCGACUGUUUAACUUUAAAAGUGCAACGAAUCGAUAAUUUAGCUACCCGAAUAUCGUACAGGUCCUACAAUAAUUUUUUUCUGAGUUAUCAAACAACAUACAGCACCAUUACAGAUCCACCGAUUACUAACAGACCAUGUUUUGAUUUCCUUUUAAGAUACCUCAAAAUUUAUGGAAAAUGGUCGCGAUUAUUGGCUUGAGAUCUGGGACGUCGUCAGAAAUAAAAAAAUAGCCCCCCUGUAACUGUCGCUUAUUUUUUGUUAUCAUUAUCUCCGACGAGAGACUUCUGUGCAAGUUCGAAGGCUCGAAACAAUAAACAAACUCAGAAGACGAGGUGGCAAGCAUGCGUAGCUUUCGAUUAAUUGUCUUCGGGCCCGUACAGUUAUACGGGAACGGAGAUGAAGUAAAACAUGUCAGUAAUAAGACAAAUCGAUUAAAGUUCGUCUAAGGACACAGGCGGGGAUGUGGGAAUGUGGGGGAUUGAUGGGGGUGGGGGGGGGUAAUAGUAAUCAGCGUCAGGGACGGGGUGAACGGAAGGGCGCGAACAAAUGCAGCGUUAGUCCAUCUUCGACCACUGCAUGCCCGGAGCCCGAAUGUGGUUUUUCUGUGCGCAUAAGAUGGGCUUUCGUAAUCUGAUGGCGAACGCUUCUGCUGUUGCUAACAGGCGCUGGCACAGAAGCUUAGGAUAGCUCGACGGGACCUUAUAUAUCAUACGAAAGGCUUCCUUGGGGGCCACACGAUGUCCGGAAUCGACAACAUGCGCGAGAAUGGCGCUGUUUAUGCUCCUCGUUUUAAGGUGAACGUUUUCACCGAUUUCUUAUAUCGCUAAAAUAUUUUUAGUUCUACCCCGUUCCCUUAUUCUCGCCACCUUAUCUUCUGGUUUUCUAUAUGGUUGAGUUCUGAAAUGUGACCUAGACGACCAUCUUCAUGAAAUUGAACGUCCAAAUCCCAGACUUCCUCAAUAUGCUCCGAUUCAGUUUUAUUAUGGACAUCAUGUAGACUCAAAAGAAGCGUUUCUUGUGAUCUAUAGGGUCCCAACAAGGUAUCCUAAACUACUGGGCCAGUGCCUGUUAGGAACAACAGAGGCGGCCGCCAUCAGGUUAGGAAGGCCCACCUUAUGCGCACAGAAAAACCACGUUCAGGCUCCGCGCCUACGGUGGUCGAAGGUCGACUAACGCUGCAACUCUCUGCACCCUUCCCCCACUCAUCUCGCCCCUGACACUGACUACUAUUACCCCCCCCCAUCCCCAUCCCUCCCCCACAUUCCCAUAUUCCCGCCUGUGUUUUAAGGCGAACUUUAAUCGAUUUAUCUUAUUACUGACAUGUACGGUUCCGACGAUAAUUUAUUGGAAGCUAGGUACGCCCUCCACCUCGUCUUCUGAUUACUGCUAUGGGAAUUAACAAACUGUUUCGGUGUUCGACCAGUCUUCUUCGUUACUUAAUUUUAAAUGUCCCUAAUGAUGGGGGUUGAAGCGUGAAUUCAAAACGUCAGGCGAAUAAAACUCUCGUUCCAGCGAUUGCUGCUACUUUUCGGCAAUAAACAACUGUUUCGCUGCCCGACCCGUCUUCUGUGGUUGGAACUCGAGCUCUCGCGUCCGCGUUUUGUGCGAAAAGCACAAGUGACAAGAAUUAUAUUAAGGAUGGCCUUACUUUAAUCAGUUCGCUUCAACCGGCAUAAGAAACACCUAAAUACGAAUGUUGCCGUGUUAUUUUUUGGGAAACAAAUGUGUCAAAACGAGUAAAUGACCCAAGGCAGUGUCAACUAUCUUUAGGCACCACAUGAAAGUUUGUAAAGACGAUAGUGUUGUCGACAUUUAAUUAACUUGUCUGCAGUUGAAGGAUCAGAAAGGGCUAAUAUCGAUCGGUGCCACUCUCUCUCUGGCGCGGUUACGAUAGUUCGAAGAUGAAUGUGACUGCAUAAUCAGAUCGCAGGCCGUUGUUUCUGGAUGUGUGAAUCGCCUAUGGUGUACUGUCGGUUCGAAUAUGUCUAGACCGAUUGUCGCAAGUGCGGUGUGUCAUUUGAUUCAAGGCGGAGUGGAUGAUACACCUUUGGCACAACUGAUGCAAGCGAGAUAAAAUGUGAUUUGUUUGGCGGAUUUUAGGACUUCGUUUGCUGCAGCACGGUGUUAUUGGAAACAUCAACCCACCGCAUGUUGUUUCGUAUAUUAUUCUCUUUCUGAUAAUAUUUCAGAAUGUUGUCAUUAGUGCCAUGGAUCAAAAAAUUCUAUUCAAAUAGCCAAGUUCCAGAUCUUUGGAGCAGGGAGCUGAGGAAGACUUGAAUACGCUGCGGGAUGGAUAAAAGAACCAUUUGUCUUCUGAUUCUCCUAAUUUUGACAAACUGUGACAUGUACAAAUCGAAAUUCUGAAACAUGCUUUUGACUAGAAAUAAGUACUUAGACGGGGCUGUAAUAUUGACUAUCGUCCCAAAAUAUUUCAUUCAAGACUGAAUGUCGGCUUCCAUAUGAUCUUCAGGACAGCCAUCUGCAGAACUACUCUCGAUAAAAGUGGCUACUUAAGUAAUGUGAAUUUUUUAAAAGUAUCUUGUGAAAAACAUGCACAAAAUUAGUUUUACUAUAGUCGCUUGUUAAAAAAAUAUGUUUUUAUAUUUUUGGCCUACAGAAGAGGUAUCUUCCGGUCUUAAGAAAUUUUUUUAAUUCCCAAUAAUUAGCAAUCUACCCUGGAGUCACAUUCGCGCAAAGGGUUUCCAAACUGCAUGCUGCACACAUUUUUUGUAAGAAAAUCACACAUUUCUCUAGGUUAUUUAGAAAAUGCUAUCUAAAUCUCGGACAAUUUUGCAAUGGAUAUGGAAAAUAUUGUGUAGUUCCUCGGUAAAACUAAUAAUAAAACAGGUACAAUGCUAUGUGAGUGGCCACCUCGCAAUCUUGGCAGGCCUCAUAAUUCCUAACUUUUUUAAACUUAAAAUUCCUUUUUUUCGCAAGCACAACGCUUUAAAAAGACGCAAUUUACUACCAAAUGCUAACAAAAACGAGUACUAUUAUGCAUGUUUUCCAUAACAAAAGGGAAAUCCAAAAUCCAACUCGUCUCCAGGAGCACCGGCUGCAAAGGGUUAGACACCUAAGACGAAGCAAGACGAAAAUUCCAUCCAGCGCGCAUGCAGAAGGAGUAUAUAGCGGGUGAGAAAUAUGCCUCCCUAAAUAUGUGGACAGAUGCAAGGACAACUUAGAAAGGAGCCACCCAUAUGUCUGGUUAAAAUUGUGUCGACAGGAGUUGCAAAAAACGGACCUCUUCAUCAUUGAUCAUUUUCAAUGCGGUUACACAGGAGAAACCAGAUCAUAAAAUCUAAUUUACAUAUGCGAACGUGAAAGAACAAAUCUUAUUCGGCCAUACGGCCGUUCGACUAGUAGGUAGAGACGGCAACCCAUGGCGCUUAGUCCGGACGUCUCAUCAGCUUGUCGAAGUUUCGAGUGAAAGCAGGGGCAAGAAAGCGGACUGUCAACCGAUUGUUCAAUUAUUCCCUUUCCAUCACCACCAGCACCACCACCACCAUGCACAAAAACCUACAUGCCUUCCGCCCAUCUUCUCGAGAGGCAGUUAAGGUGUGACACCUUCGAAGCCACAAAUUAUAGUCACGAUUAAAUGGUGAGUUUUGGUAGAACUCACGUCUCACAAGGUACAGUAGUUGCGCUAACUCGCGAUAUGUCAACCGAAACUACGAAAACCGUUUUUGUUUUGAAAGAAUAAUUAAGUAGGGUUGUAAAACUUAUCAGCCUACAGAAUCAUUCUAUAAUACUGCAGUUACCGCUGAAUGCCGGCCUACGAAUGCACUUCCUUUCAGUUGAAUGAAAAACUACACUCUGUUAAAAAUUAAUACUUAAGCAUCAUGAUUUUUUUUUCAUUUAUUUUUGUUGCCCCAAAUGUUCAAUUAUAUUUCACUGAAAACAUGCAUAACACUAUUCGUUAUUUCGCUCAUGCGGUAGGUAAUUACGUCUUCUUCCAAUCUUAUACUCGAAGAAAUAGUAUUAUUCCGUUUUCAGAAACUUUUUCAAUUACCGAAUACUUUUGAACCCGCUCUGUAUUCAGGGUUUCAAAACUACGUGCAGUAUAAUUUCCACAUACGGAAAACCAUACAUUUCUUUACAGAAGAAAGAGAAGACCAUAUAAGGGUUCAUAAAAUUAAGCAAUAGAUUUGAUCCAUAUUGUUAAAUUUACGAGCUACAUUGGUAAAUGCAGAGGCAUGGCGAUUUAUGAAGGGUCAUUUCAAGAUACUUAAAAGUCCCAAAAUUAAAAACUUUUUAAAACCCAAUUAUAUCCCUCCUUCAAAUAUAAAAUUACAAGAAGAAGUAAUUAUCUACCGAAGGAGCAAAAGAAGAAAUAUUUGUAUGCAUAUUUUCCAAGAAUUAUAAUUGGACUUUAGGGACAUCGAAAAUGAAUGAGAAAAAUGCAUGCUACUUAAGCAGUCAUUUGUUACAGGGCACAGAUUUUAUGCAGCCAGAAGGAACUUCGUCCUGAAGUAAUUGAAAUAUUACAUAAUUAUGCUGUACGAUGAUUAGUUUUACAACCCUACUUAGUUGAUCUUUUCAAAACGAAAACACAUUUUGGAAUUUCUGUUGUUAUUUCAUGAGUUACCCCACCUACUGUAGUGCCAGGUGGUCUGGUGAGGUCUGGUCUAAGGAAAUUCUGUUACCCCUUGUGAAGCGAAGGUAACGCGGGAGAGACAGCAUGUUGUCAAGAUGCCACAACUUAAUAAUGUGAAUGAGGAUGAAGAGGACGGAGAUAUGUACACUGAUCGGUUUACGGAACCAGCGCGUUCGUCGCGCUCUGGAGUUCGAUCUGCAGCCCUGUCAUGCAGUUUUGCAUCCAGGUGUAAUAGAAGGACGAAGACCAGGGAGACUGAGAUAGCCAUCAUAGGUUUUAGGUUGGAAUCCUUGUCUACCGAAACCUUCCCUAGAUUGCUGCCAGAUAGACGCCGUCUAGAAUGCCAGGAAUGUUCUCAUGGUGCGUGUUAUCACACCAGACAUUCAGCUCGUUGGCCGUUCGAUGAACGAAGAAAAGAUAUAAGCUCUUAAUGAGGCAGUUCGCCUAUCAAGACAGAAGAGAAACCUGUUUAAAACAGGAGGCACGACAAAGGAAUUGUAACCGAGCAUCACGAAGUUUCAGGACUACUGCAUUUAUAGAGGGCAUACAAAGUAGGUACCAAACUCACGAAUCGUUCUUGAAAGCUUUAAAGAUUUUUAUCAAACUAAAAUAGGACUGCAAUUCGACGCUUAAAGGUAUCAGACCUCGGCUAUGUGUCCUUGCAGCCAACUGCGCAGAUCCUGCUUCCACAACUUAACUACUUUCAACUGUUUUGCAUAAAAAAAUUUUGGAAUACGGAAUUUUAGAACGGAGUGUUUCCUUAACUAAAAGAUAUAAUUUUACUUGAAUAUACAUCAAAACUCAAUGAAAAAAGCUCAGUUUUUCACGUUUUUAAUGAUUCACCAAGACGUCGGAAUCGGAAGGGGAAUAUCAGUCAGAUUAUGAUUCUGGCUAGUGUUAAUCAAUUUUGCAGUCUUAAAGAAUGUUGACUAACUCAAUGGGCAUGCUCUGAUCUUCACUGCCUAUUUUAAUAUUGUGAAGCAGUGACAAUUUGGGAGGAAAGACAGCCUUGAUCUCGCCAUACUCCUAACACAACUGUGCAAACAUUCUGCACAAAUAUAAUCGGGGUUAUGUUUUAAGAGCUUCUUUCUGCAACGAGAAAAGAUACAAACAGUCACCUUUCUUAUGUAAACCAGGAGUAAGCAUGCAAACUCACCGAUAAAAGGCCUAUCCGGGGUGUUGAUGGUACAUAAGUAAUAUAAACUUAGUCCCGUCCCCGUGACUCUAUAAGAUUGAUUUGCGUUUAUAUUCAUUUACUUUUAAAUCUCUGCUUCUUGAUUUAUUUUACUCUGUAAAUAUUGAUUCAGCCCUUGCUUCGCCUAAAUGGUUUGAAAUUAUGUAGCCGCUAGUAGACAACGAUGGAAACGUUGAAAUGGAAAUAAGAAAUCGCUUUAACUGUGCGUCGAAAUCGCCCAGAGUGGUUCACAGAGUCGACAACUGAAGUGUGUGGUCAGUAUACCGUUUUCUUUCUAGUCUCUCAACGCAGACACUGCCCAGCUACGGGUGGCAUGCUGCUCUUAGGAAGGAACUUAAACACCCUGUUGUCCAUUGUUGGCUUUCUUAAGCUGAAUCGUCGUUUUCUUGCUAACGAGAGGGCAUCUGUAAACUGAAGUGCUUUGCUCUCAAAAAACAGGACUGAAAGCUAAUAACAGUAGCCGGCAGUCACCAGCACAACUGGUCUUCUCCUUGUUUUGAAAGUUUAAAACCCUGGUCACAACUGGUGCCAAAUCGUCAUGCUAUUGUUAUUACAACUUGAUGACUGUAGGGAUGUUGCAUCUGACAUCUUCAAACUACGCUGGCUACGAUGGGAUAUUUAAGCCCAUGUCUCCGUCAUUUUAGGUUAUUUACUUAGUUAUGGUAGGCAUGUUAUAUUUGCGUUACGUUUUUGUCUAGACUUAGGACAUCGACUAAAUUUUAGGACUGAUAUUGGUCUAAAGCUAAGUUUAGGGUCCGAUUUAAGUUUGCCCGCCUCAUACCAUUUUGCUCAAUCCGGCCUUCUUUGACCAAUUACCAUGGUUUCUCUGUUUUCCGCCAGCUUACACGCCCUAAACGGUCAAUUCCGGUGUUUUGUUGGAGUAAUAAAACAACCAUAUGGCGGAAACAUGGGUUUUCUCAAUGUCUUCCGCAGAUUCCGUUAAUUGCCGACUCCAUCUGCCCUGAUGAUAAAACUAAUAUUAACGUCCUUCCGCUGAAACAGGAAUCCAUGAUCUCUAAUUGCUCACUUGACUUACAUAUGUAGUCCUCGUAGUGUAGUUUUACAACAAAGCUAGAGAAAAUUUUAUUUGACCUAGCGUAUAAUCCCUCUAACCUCCGCUGACGAGUGUGUCCGAAGUGCUUAGUUCAUUGGACUGUUAAUUAUAAUGGCUUUCCCCAUUUUUCCUUUACUCCGAAUACCUUGACUUCUUUAACGUUCGCCCCAAUGCUUAUAUUAAGUACAUCUUGCAUGACUUCCCCGGAUUACUUUGUAGUAAAGUAUAGGGCACGUUUGCUGGCCCCGACAAUUUUUAUCGAUUUUUAAGUCAUUUAUUUCAUUUUGAAAUAGACAUCAAUGACUGAAGAUUUUCAAUUCCAGUUUUUUUCCCAAGUAUUCGAUCUUCCUUUGGGUUUUGUCCUUGUGGAAUCUUUCAUUCCUAGACCUAAAUGAGACAGUUUUCUUGUCAGAAAAUGUUUGAGACCGUUUUCCUGCGAAUGCCAGUCGAAGAAUGUCCGGUUCCUGCUAAAUUGCAUGUCUUUGUUUCAGAAUCCGAUUUUUAUUCAAUGUCCAGACAUCGUUCCUGUGACUGCGGCAUGGACAAUGUCCUCGUUUGUUUAAUCCCAGCCAUGCCUCUCUUCCUGUCCACACUUAUGCUCGAAAUGCUCACUGACGCAGGCGGGGUCGGGGAAACUAAGACAAACGUUGGUGAUCACACGCCGCCCCGGCGCCCUGAGAACAGUCACGCGCACUCCGCGUGUUUGACAUGCAAACAGUGAUCAUAACCUAACCCGAACUCCUCCCCUUCCCCCCUUCCCCGUCCAACCCCAGCUCCACCGUCCUCAACAGGCUAAUUCUGUCAGGCAGCAGGCGUGGGAACAAGGAGUUUGACUAACCCUGGAUCUUAAUCCUGUCAGAAACUCACGUAAUUGCAUUGCCAACUGACUUUUCAGAUCACUUUUGUCAGCCGUCAGAUUUCCGCCCAUGUCUUGCCGCAGUAAGAGAUGUGUAUUGAUUGCAAGUUCCUACUAAGAUAUUUACUCUCUACCGGACGGUUACGUCUAGCGUCCCGCUAGAAUCAAUAAGGAGUCUGAUGUUUGGCUCUCUGGGUAAUUUCACGCUGUCGUUGAUUUACAAAUUGCAGUAGUUAUGCUAUCCCUUAAAACGGUUAGCUGUAAUUCCCAAAGAUAUUUUUGGUUAGAAAUGAGUAUUUAAGUAGGGUUACGAAACUAACCACUGCGAAGCAUAAUAGCAAGAUAUUUCAGUCACGUCAGGAUUUGGGCUUGCAAAAGCUCCAUUAUGUAAUAACUGGCGGCAUACAUGGUACGACAUUUUUUUUAAACUCGAUUUUCGGUGCCCUUAUAAAUUCGGAUAUAUUUUAUAGAAAACAUGCGGAACAUUUAUGUUUGGUGCCCAUUUAAGGACUAAUGACAUUUUCUCUAAAUCAGGUCCCUGAAAGAGGCGUAUCUUCCAAUUUUUAAAGCCGCCUUAAUAACCAAACUACUUUUAACCUGACUUGAUAUUGUACUCAUAUUUAUAGUUUAUAAAUUGCAAGAUGUAGACUUAUCCUGUAAGGAAAAUCCCCCAUCCACAUAUUCCGUUAAAAAGAUGUCAUAUAUUGUUUGUAGGAUUUAAAAUGGCUGUAGACCAUGUUAUAUACUUCAUAAGCAACAUUAACAGACGUAUGGAUAUAGCGAUUUAUAGGUAAAUAUUUUACUGUGUUCAAAAUAUCAUUAUGGAAACUCUUUGAAGAAAAAAAAUGCUCCUUCCUUAAGCAUACUAUCUUCAGAAAUCAUGAAUUGUUAUUAACUGCGAAUAGGAAAAAUAUUUUUUCGCACACUCUCUAUAAAAUAGAGGAGAAUUGGUAGAGGUUUCGGAAAUCCAUAAAAAUUAUAUACCAUAAUAGCACUCAAUUACUACAGAGUCUGUUUUAUGAAGGCGGCCAGAAAAAAAUGUCCGCGCAAAGGCGGGCAUUCUGAUGCGAUUGAAAUAUCUUGUGAUUAUGCUGCCCAUUAGUUAAUACUGCAAGCUGUUUUAAUCAAAGGCACAUAUCAGCGCUUUGAUUAUAAUUUCAAGAGAUGCCAUAUCUACUGUAGUUUCUAUUGCCUUUAAUCCGCCUGAAGUCUCUUCCAGUCUUAAAUAAUUUCGGGCCUUUGAUGCCGGGCAAAACAAUUAGGUUGUAUAUGUUCCUUCUCGACGAUCAAGCAUGUUUGCGUUAAUCACUUAGAGAGGUCUACGCUUUCAUGCUUGUGAUUUCUCAGUCAACUUGCUGAUAAUGAUCAUAAUGCAGUUAUUCCAACACUUGAGUUCGGAGGCUAUAGCAUUAACCCUGAAAAAUUACAUAGAUUUUUUAAUUAAUUAUCAGCCUACUCGCAAGCAAUACCGACAGACAGAACGUUUUAAAUUCAGACGGGUUUGUUUCUUAUCUCGAAUCUGAAUCUUUGCAAUGCAAAUGGCUAGUAAAAUUUGGACCACCAUAUUAGUUGUUUUUUCCCGUAAGAAGGCAACUGAUUUCACUGAUGGCGUUUUGCAAUCCUCAUUUUUGCACUGCAAAUUAUUUAAACCCUUACAUCUUCUGAGGACCACUGACUUCCACAUUUUAAUCCUGAAGGGUUUGGGGUCAUAAGAAGCUGUAGGUCUCGGUGUGACAGUCAACUUUUUGACUUUCUUGCUCGAGGACUCAAGUAUAAUUAAGUUUACUUAGAUAUAAUUAGGGUUCAAACAGUUUCUAACUAUGAUAUUUUAAGGGCCGCGUAAUGUCCAUUCAUAUGUCAUCGUACCGGUCCGGUUACCACUGCUUCUCAUGAAAUGUACAACAUAGUCCACAUUUAUGGCAAAAUUUUAUGGACUUCAUAUGGUGCCCUUUUAAGACAUAGGAGAAUAUGUGAUCGUCAUUACCUGGGGCGCACGCACCUUGUUGGCUAAAAUCACUAAGCGUUAAUGCAACGACUGAUCAGGUUUCAAACUAUUCGGCCAUUAAAAAAACUUUUUAAAACCUAAUUACACUCCUUCUUCGGCUAUAAAAUAUAAAGACGACGUGCUUCUCCAUCAAACGACUGAAAAAAACAUAUUUUUAUUCGUGGUUUCUAGAAAAUAUAUUUGGAUUUGCAAGACGACCGAAAAUCAACAUGAAAAAGACAUGCUACUUUGGUAGUCAUUUUUUCCGAGUACGGUUUCUACAGGAGUUUGAAAAGCAGUGUAUUUAAAAGCUGACAACCUGUCGAGUCUAAAAUAUCAUAGGAAUAUUCCGCAAGAUAAUUAGUAUCACAAACGCGCGAAAAUAAUCCUUCUUAAUCGAAAACGCUUUUCAAAAUUUCGGUCAACAUUUCACGAGAUCGGUCACGCACUGUAACCCACUUGUCAAAAUCGGAAAGUUUCGACCUUAUCACGACGAUUUUUAGGGAGUCAGGUCGUUGAUUUGUUUUGCUCAACAACCAAGUAUCCUUGAGCUGUGCUUCUCUGAAGACUGUCCGCGUUCUCCUCUGUCACUCGAACCAAGAUAUUACUGUUUCAAAACAUGACAAUAAGUUUGCUAAAGUAGCUUCUAAAACCUAUUUUUAAAUAAUACCUGACUGACCCAUCGGCAAGACUUACUAGCAUACUUAAGGUCUCACGACUGUGCCGGUCUCUUUUUAGGUACUCAUCUGAUUAUUUUCGGAGAAAAUAUUUACCAUGUUCUGUCUUGAGUUGUUUGCUGUCUCCUCCUUCGUUGCACUGCUGACGACAUAUUUCGCCAAAACUGCGGAGAUUCUUCUAGAUUCCUUAUCUUACAAAGGUUGCUUCCGUUCUCCUCUGAAACCACUGCACGGUUAAGCAGGUAAGACUUUUUUUUGAGGAAAGCGGCUUGCCGUCCGUCAAGAUGAACUUGGAAAUCAAAUAGUCGCUGUCAAGAUGAUUGCUGAUAAUGCCGAUUGUGUCUUUUGUCCAAAAAAUAUUACUAAAUACCCAAACGAUCGGCUGUAAAAUAUGCAAGUACCGAACAAGACAAACUUACGACUUCCUUACUUUACUCUCUCCAGAGAAACGUUUUCUAGGAAUGUGCUUACCAGGAUUUCUCUUGACAUCAUAAAAGUCUGUCUUUUUUUGCAAGACAUUGAAUUCUGUUGCAUGGACAGAGACACAAUCGUUGGACCAAGAGCUUUAUUAGCCAGACGUUUUGGUUCCUCAAUCGAAUCAAUCAUCAGAGGCAGAGUCAGAUAAGUGGGACAAAAUUCCCAGGUGUUGCAGUAUUUAAAGAAUAUGGUUGCUAGGCCGCCACUUACCUAUCAAAGUUGACAGCUUAUGAGUGCCAUAAGGCUCCACUGGCCAGGUUUUGAAUUAUUUAAUUGUCAUGAAACUGUGCGUGAGUCAAUAUUAUCGGCUCCCACGCUCUUCGCACGCAGUCGAGUUGCUGACUGCCGAAUUUUUUUAUCCUUGUGGACUUUUGGGCAAUUUGGCUUACCGAAUUUGACACCAGUAACAGUAGUUAUACCCACGGUCUCCUCGUGGCUAGCUAGUUUCCUAAACAAAGAGUCAGCGUCUAAUAUAAGGCGAGGAGGUCGUUGCGCUUAUUAAAUUAUUGAGGUCCGGACGACACUGACUCGAGCAAUCAGCGGCUCACUCGGUUGUCGCCUAAAACAAGAACUUCUGCUUCGUAAAACUUACAUUUGUGGUGGGGUUCCGUCGAAUGUGUCGCGACUUGGGAGUUGGCGCCUUUCCUCCUCACUGCUGUCGCGUGUUCGUUCAAUCGGUUUCUCUGACAUAGUUGCUUUGCCUACAGUUGCAUCAGACACGGCAAACAACUCCAGAUGUUUGUUGCUGUUGAAAUGGGUCCUUCACCUUCAUGAUCUGGCGCUUUAUGAUUGCCUCCGGUCUUUGUGCAACUUCACUUCCAAGGUGCGCAAGGAGGCGGUCGACGGCUUUCGAAACGUUUUUCACGUACGCAAGAGCUCGCCAAAAUUUGGGGCCGGUUGGACUUUGUCUCUCAUCUCGUUUGCGCAGGCAUUGGCUGACAAAGUUGCGUGGGUAGGCAUUGGUUUUGAAUACUCCUCGAAGGUACUUUACUUCACCAACCUUGUCUUCCGGUUCACUAAAGUGUCUCCACCCGCUGGUGUAGCGCCCUUACGCAUCUGCGUUUGUGACUGCUUGGGUGAUUGCUGUUGUGGCUUAGUAUUUGCGUCGUAUUUGUCGCUUUCCUGAAUGCUUUGGUUUUUAGGCCACCACAAACUUUGCGGCAGACAAGGACAUCAGGAAAGGCCAGCUGGUUGUUUUCUUCCUUCUGCAUCGUAAGUUGAAUGUUCGGGAAGACGGCUUUGGGGUGUUCUUUAAAUUCCAGCACCUGACCUAGUCCGAUGAAGGCGCAGGUACUAUCCACAUACCGAGUCUAGAAUUUUGCUUUUGUGGUGUCGGGAAGCAAGUGACUCAACCCAGUGCAGGACCACCUCGGCUAUGAGACCCGAAAUCGGCGAACCCUUUGGCGUAUCCCUCAUUUGCUCGUAGAUUGUUUCGUCGAACGCAAAGUACGUCUUGAGACAGGACUGCAAAAGUUAAAGGAAUUUGGCGUGUCUAUGGCGAUUCUCCGUUCCAUUGUAUUUGCUUUGUAGAAGCAGCUCGGUUUUCUGAAGACCUUUCGAAGAUAUUGGGAUUCGGCAACCUUGUCUUCCCGUUCCCACGCCGAUAUAACCUUCUUACGCAACAGCGUUUGUGACUGAUUGGAUGGUUGCUGUUGAAAUUCAGUGUUCGCGUCGUGCACGUCGCUUUUCUGAACACUUUGGACUUUAGGCCACCACAAUCUUUGCGACAGACGAGGACGUCACGGAAUGUCAGCUGGUAAUUUUCUUCCCCUUCCAUCGUAAAUUGUAUGCCCGGGAAGACGCUUCUGAGACGUUCUUUAAACGUUAGCACCGCAUCCCAUUCGAUGACGACGACGGUAUCGUUCACAUACCGAGCCUACAAUUUAUGUCUGUAGUUUGGAAGACCAGCGACUCUAACCGUUGUAGGACCGCCUCAGCGAUGAAUACCGAAAUCGGCGAACACAUUGAUGUUCCUUUCAGCUGCUCGUAGAUUGUUCCAUCAAACGUAAAGUACGUGCUGAGGCAGAGUUUUAGGAGCUGAUGGACUUAGGCACGUCCGAGACGUUUAUCCUUUGUAAUUUAUUCGCUUCGUAAGAGCGGCUCAGUGGUCUCGACUGCCAGGCCCGGCGGAAUAGAAGUAAAAAGAGACGUGACGUCAAGGUAUACCAUGCCAUCCCUUAGCUGGAUGCUUACCCCUUCCAGUUUUUCCAGAAAUUAUGUUGACGAACUGACUUUAGUGUCAGAAUUAGAGGUCCGAAAUGUGAUAUGCCUAAAUAGCCACAUUGUCAGUCCGUACGUUGGAGAACCUUUGAGUGAGACGAUGUGCCGGAGGGGGACACUUUCUUUGUGCACUUUAGGAUGGCCAUAGAAGCGGGCCAAAGACGUGUUCUCGCCAUGCUUCGGUCGUGACUAAGUCCUGGAACUCGCCUCACUGCAUCUUUUAUUAAAGUCCGUUGUCAGAAGCGAAACCUAUCCGGGCUCAUGGAGGGAGUCACGUAAGAAACCUCUCUACACACAUGAUCUUUCUGCAUGGUUUGGUAAUUUUUGGCCCGACAGCUCCACCUGUGAGACGCGUUGCUUGAUUAUGUUUGCUGAGGCCCAAAACAUGUGGACAAAAAACUCCGUUUCGUACGCAGUUUAUUUCGGCUUCGAUGUAGGAUUUGAUUCGCGGUCUGUCCACUUCCUCAACCGAAGAUAUUUGCCUGUGUAAUCGAAGGAAACAACCGGAAUUUGAUACCCUCCUACCUGGGCACUUGCACGCAAGAUGUUGUAUUCCAGUGUUGUCUGCAUUUCUUCUUGAGUAGGGAUAGGGGCUUUUUAAAACCCUAUGCUUGGCCCGAUCCUAUUCCUUAAUCGACCUAAUUAAGAAUAAUAGGCUUUUUUCGCAAAUUCACAUUUGAUAGUCACGGACUAAAGAAGGACGUAGGCCGCGACAUCGUGUUCCAGACUUUAGGAACUUGGCAAUGGUUUUGAAACUCGGCACCUUUCCAUGUCCAGACAUAAAUGUUCCUCUUCCUUUUUCAUUAUAUCGUCUCGGAAUGCCUACCACUUCUACUCUACAACAUAUAUUUGGGCGUCAAACGCUUAUUCUUACGAGACGUUGGGAGAAAUUUGCACAGAGACAGGCGACGACGUUCGAACAAUUGACCUUCCUCCACCGUUGCCGCGAUCAUGGCGUGUUACCGAAGUCUCUUCGUUUUAAACCAACGUUGUCGAAUGAGACUGGGAGAUGCCUUGCGUACAAAUACGGAUGGCGCGUUCUGGGUGCUAUCAUAUCUGACGUCCACAAUCGACUUCGCAGAUUCGAAACCACUCUUGCUGACCUUAAAAUCAGUGUGCUUCAGCCUUACCUGAAAAUGUUCUCGAGGAGGUGCAACAGCGAAUCAAUGCCACAGCCAAGGAUGCGAGACUGAAGAAGAGAGCUGACCUCCAGAUGAAACUCCAGUCUCUGCUCCGCCCCAUGAAUGAAAGAAGUAUGGCCACGAGAGUUGUUAACCUCUCGAAAAGGAAUCUCCUACCGGCUGAAAUCAACCUCCUGUCUAAGAGAAUAGGAUUUAAUCCCACGGAUGCUACACCUACCAACUUUCUAGCUGGUCUCGAAUCCAUUCUUCUGACCUCUGUCCUGCCUGAAGACAAGCGCGCGGACAUACGCAGCUGUGCCACUGGUAUCCUCCGGCAAAAAAGACACCAGCAAACUCUACCGGCCGAAGAAGCGCAAGGAUUGCGAGCACUGAAAUCGGACCACAGCAUCGUUGUUGUUCCUGCCGACAAAGGUGGCGCUACCGUCAUCAUGGACAAAACUGACUACGUCAACAAGGCGAAUAUAAUCUUCAGUGACACGGAUUCUUACACCAUUCUCACCGAAGACCCAACGAAAAAGCAAGCCGCAGCCAUCAAGAAAAAGGUUAAUGAGCUUGCUCGUCUGAAAGUCAUAGGUCCAGAUGACUCAAAGUUUAUGACCCUCAGUGAUCCCCAUGUCGCACACGCAUACGGUCUCCCAAAUGUUCACAAAAUUGGUGCCCCACUGAGGAUUAUAGUACCGCUCAUCGGAUCCCCUACCUAA
Spirometra erinaceieuropaei is the source of this 27511-nucleotide messenger RNA. Lineage: Eukaryota; Metazoa; Platyhelminthes; Cestoda; Diphyllobothriidea; Diphyllobothriidae. The record is from the annotation of a GenBank genome assembly.